Aethina tumida (small hive beetle) is the source of this 1348-nucleotide messenger RNA. Its product is annotated as phenoloxidase-activating factor 2-like. Gene Ontology annotation, molecular function: serine-type endopeptidase activity. Gene Ontology annotation, biological process: proteolysis. Lineage: Eukaryota; Metazoa; Arthropoda; Insecta; Coleoptera; Nitidulidae. The record is from RefSeq and is a predicted model, not a curated record. The transcript has a single exon. Bases 212 to 1273 code for a protein of 353 amino acids.
CAAAAAAAGAAAAUAGUAUAUUAAACGAUAAUAUAUAGGUAUCAUUUAACAUCCUAAUCCAGAUAUACCUAGUUAGUUUUUUAAAUACUGAAUUCCUGUGGUUAAGUUAUAAGUUGGGAUAAUUGGGCACUUGGAUAUCUUGUGUGAAACGACCUCAUAGUUCUAGAAAAUAUUGACACGUCAAUAACAGAGUAUAAUUGGAGCCGUACCUAUGCAUUUAGCAGCUUUUGUGUUUCUUUUACAAAUGAUAAAUUUGUCACUUUGUCAAAAUUUGAAAGAGUGCAUUUGUCUACCAACUAAAUUGUGUGCAGACAGCGAUCCGUCGCAGGAUGGUGAAGGAUUACUGGACAUCAGAAUUAACAAGUGUUCAUAUUUUGAGGUGUGUUGUGGGAAUCCCAUAGAAGAGAUCAAACAAUCAAUCCUAAAAGAGCAACAACUAUAUGAAUCAGCAUGCGGUUAUCAAAAGAUUAUUGGUGCAAUGUCCAGAAUAACAUCGGACUCAGAAAAUUCUCUGUUUGGUGAACUGCCCUGGGCAGUUGUGUUAUUAUUAAGAGAUGUUGGAAAGACAGACAGAAACAUGUAUUUGUGUGGUGGUUCUUUGAUACAUCCUCAAGUAGUUUUAACUGCUGCACAUUGUGUACAAGAUAUAAACUAUGAUUAUAUGACUAUUCGUGUGGGUGAAUGGAACACUAAAUCGAAAUCAGAACCAUUGCCUCAUCAGGACCAAGAAGUGAAGGAUGUGCUCAUUCAUCCCUUUUAUCACCCUGGCACAUUAAAGAACGACAUCGCUUUGGUGUUUCUUGCAGAAUCUGUGUUUUUAGCAGAUAACGUAGGUCUAAUAUGUCUUCCACCUGAGGACUUUGACAUGGAUGGAAUGAACUGUAUUGCUAGUGGAUGGGGCAAAGAUGCCUUCAACAAUGGCAAACAUUCAUCUAUUCUGAAGAAAAUUGUACUGCCUAUAGUCUCCAAAGACAAAUGCGUAGAGUCCUUGAGAAGUACGAGGCUGGGGUCGUACUUCAAUUUGCACAGAAGUUUUAUUUGCGCUGGAGGCGAGAAGAAUAAAGACACUUGUAAAGGUGAUGGUGGCAGUCCUUUGAUAUGUACCAUACCUGGGCAACCCAAUAGAUACGUACAAGUGGGUAUCGUUUCCUGGGGUAUAGGCUGUGGAGAAAACAAUACACCGGGUGUUUAUGUUAAUUUACCUAUAUUCAGGAGUUGGAUUGACAGUGAGCUGGCAGACAGGAAUAUGGAUGGAAUAUUUUACACAUAUUAGGUGUAAUAUUAAAUUAUUGUAGUGCAGUUUAUCUAUGUAUUAUUGACGAAAAUAAAUAUUAAUAUUUUAGUACAA